UAACACCUCUACGGUAUUUGAUUUUCCCGAUCAUGUUGGGAACUUUCUUUCCGGCGCCAUUUUUCCAACAGCUUGACUUCCCGAAACCAUCAAUCGCAAUGUCCAUUUUGGCAGGGUUGCAUCAAUGUAUUUUCGCCACCGGAACCUGCAUCGGAUUUUUGCUGUACGUUUUCGAUGGAUCCGAUCGAUUCCUGGGCUGGUUGCGCGAUUCUCGACUGUUCCGAAAUGCCUUCUUCCGCGUCUCAGGGCGUAUCAGCUUCAGUUUCUAUCUGAUCCACAUGACCGUCCUAGAGCUGGUGAUUGUCAAUCGACACGAGGCCGAAAGAUUGUCCGGGGAGUGGUUUAUCUCGAUCUUCACCUCGGUUUUGGCGAUAACAUAUGCGGCCGCCUUUUUGGCUUUCGUUUUCGUUGAGAAACCUUGCGACGUGUUGUUCAAACAGCUCUUGACCCCUCAGAGGAGCGCCAUCAACAAAGUCACGGUCCGAAGCGAUGAGCCUGGCGAGGGUUCAACAAGUCAAAAUUUAAACCCAGUCGAAUAAUACUUGUACCUAAUGAGUAAACUUGAUAAAAGAAGCUAGCUGAGAAUGAACAAUGUGACAUAG
Messenger RNA from Uranotaenia lowii, 602 nucleotides. RefSeq lists its product as uncharacterized. Lineage: Eukaryota; Metazoa; Arthropoda; Insecta; Diptera; Culicidae. The record is from RefSeq and is a predicted model, not a curated record. Bases 33 to 539 code for a protein of 168 amino acids. The transcript is spliced from 3 exons.